This is a messenger RNA of Protopolystoma xenopodis, 2013 nucleotides long. Lineage: Eukaryota; Metazoa; Platyhelminthes; Monogenea; Polystomatidea; Polystomatidae. The record is from the annotation of a GenBank genome assembly.
AUGGACUGCCCUGCGCAAAGAGGCUGUGCAUCCACUCAGGGUCCUCAUAAAUUCUCCUCCAUUGACAUUGGCAGUAUACAUCGGGCAGUCAACCGAGAUCCUCAGCUCUCUUGUCUGAACCGAAGAUACCGGCUCAAUCAUUCCUCCUCCAGCUCGUCUGCUCUGUUUCUUCCCUCCAACCGCUUGACCACGCCAUCGCCUCCAUUUGUGACUCUUCUACCUUCCACUCCAUCCCACCUUCCAUCGUUCUCUUUUUCUUCGAAGCUCUCCUCGUUCACCGUUUAUCCCACCUCUUCUGCACCUCUGCUCUCCACGAGGCGCACCAUUUGGGCUGCCCGCCUGCUUCUCGUCCUCUUCUGCUAUGCUAGUCGACCACUAGCUUCUGCCUUAAUAAACUCUGCCAGCUCUGAAAAUGGGCCCAGCCUCGUCGGCUUCCCUCAAGUCCCUCUAACAUACGGUGAGGCACUUGAGUAUCUUGCCACGGUUGACAAACUGCUAGUCAAUGAGUUUCAGCCGGAAUGGCCAGAAAAGGCUAGUGAUCAUUCGCUGGGAAAAAAGGCUUCCAAAUUCAUAUUCUUUCAGGCCGACUCAGCCAACCCUCCGGAUGCGCUACCUGCGGCCGCGGCGGCGGCAGCAGCAGCAGCCGCGGCGGUGGCUUUGGAACCGCUAUUUGAGCUGGAAUCGCCACAAAUGGGAUUAUUCGGUCAGGCUGGGCAAGCCAAUGCCUCGAAUCCUCAUCAUUAUGCCGUCUAUCACCCGGGCAUCUCAAAUUCUGUAUCAUUCUUCUCCUCGGACCCCUUUGUCAGCAUGCUGCUUGACGGGAUUUUAGCCCUGUUGGCCAUCAUCUGCAACUCGUUCUUCAUUGUCCACGCGUCGGCAAUCCUCUUCACACGCUACUACCUUUACCAUCCAUCGCCAGUUAGGUCACAAUCCUCCUGUCCAACCAGUACGUUCACAUCUCGAACGGCAGUCUGCAGUCCGGUUGGGUUCAGGUUCGUGGUCGGCAGGCUUUUCCGACAUCUUUUUCCCGCUCGCAUGUCGAGCAAACACUGCCCUUCAAGCCACUCUGAUAACGAGGCUCUGACCUCAACGGCAGACGAUACAUCCGGCACCAAGUGCACUGGCGAUUUAGAUGCAAUUGCCAAUGAAACUGCGCCUUCCCCACCUCUCGCGAAGAGUGUGACCGCAGACUUAGGCCUCGAUUGCAUGCGUAUCACGUCUUCCUGCAAUUUGUCUGCUGGCUCGAACAAAUGGCCUGUCGUUAAUACGAGCUGCGACGACAUUUUGGUCGAAGAAGCCGCCAGGGAGUCAUAUCGGCGCCCAAAUGGCCAUCUCGAUCCGACAUCCCCGGACCCAAAGACGACUGGAUUGCGCCUCUCCAGCGACCUUGUCUCUUCUUCGUGGCUUCCAGGAGUCUCUAUUCUGAAACCACUGACCGGCAUAGAUCCGAAUCUAUGCGUCAACUUGCGAUCAUACUUUCUUCUCGAUUAUCCUUGCUAUGAAUUGCUCUUCUGUGUGCCUGAGCUGGAAAACCCAGUAUGCAGGUUGGUGGCCGAAUUGAUGCUCCAGUAUCCAAACGUUGACACCCGUCUUCUUGUGGGCGCCUCGCAUGUUGGCAUCAAUCCGAAAAUUAAUAACCUGCAUUUGGCCUAUGAGUCAGCUCGCUAUGAGCUCAUUCUCAUUUCCGAUUCCGGAAUUUACAUGAGAAGUGACACCUUAACUGACAUGAUUGACGUGAUGCUAUCUGAAGACAGAGUUGGCCUUGUUCAUCAAGUGCCAUUUAUCUAUCCCCACCUCCUGUCCGUGGAUGCUAAAAUGGACCAGAGCGAUGGGUCUAUGCACAAAAGAUACGAGAAUCAACUUGCAGCAGCCUGCUUAGCUGGUCGUCGUUCCUUUGGGGUUGGACUCACUUUUGGCUCCCCAGAAUCAUCAUGCCCAAAGGUGAGUAAACGAUACAUUAUGUAUGUACUGGUGAUCUCGGUGUUUUAUAGAAAUCGACGAGAUACCAAUUAA